AUUUUUUCGUUUCCCAAGGCCAAAAGAAGAAGAAGAAAAAACAUUUCCUAUUAAUUUUUUCAGUCGCGUCGGGAACAUGGCGUUGGCGAGGACAUUCUUUCUCUUAUCUUCCUUUACCAUACUGGCUCUUGCGUCCAACUGCAUUACUGGAUUGGAUUAUUGUGGCUACAAUUUGUUAGGGAUUGGAAACUAUCAGGCCCAGAUCAGCGAUGCGCUUCAGAAGGCAUCUCUAGACCCAACCAAUAAAGGUAUAGCAACCAACACACUCUUCCAUUGUGUUGGCGGAUACAAUGGCAACAUAGUAGUCAUCAAGUUCUGCGCAAACACGUGCGCAGAUGGCGGACCUGGUAAAAGUGAUUUUUGCGACGAAGCUUCCUCAUCGACCGCCUCGACUCCGACUUCCUCGCGUACGACCAGUACGACGUCUUCAACAGCGACACAAUCCACUACAGCGUCAUCCGCUGACUCGUCCGGCGCCUCUGCUACAAGUACGAAUCCUACAUCCUCAACAGAUACUAAAUCAUCUGGAAACACUCCUGUCGGCGCAAUUGCCGGUGGAGUAGUGGGUGGCGCGGCCGGUCUUGCGCUCAUAGGGUUGGGCCUGUUUUUAUUCUUCAAGAGAUCUCGACAGCGACAUAAAUCACUGGACCAGAGCAUGCCAGAGUUGAAACCAAUUCAAGAACAAUCAUCGAAGGGCUACACUGACGCUCAUCCAAUCCCACAAGACGGAUCAAUCCUCGAGGCUCCUGGAGAUGUGGCGAGAGAAAGAUAUGAACUAUCUGGGGCUCCCGUAAACACCACGGAGACCAGAUAUGAGCUUCUUUAGAAUAUAGGGCUACUAGUGUGACAUAAACUUGACUCAUUUACAGAUCAUUUUCCUCGACCUUCGCGACACAUGAGGAUAAUCUCCUUGACUGGUCACUAUACCAUAUGUAUGGCUUGGGCCUAGCUGGCACAAUCUAGUCCUACUGGUAUCUCUUACACGUUUGUGAUUGUCCCUACAGCCGAUAAAAUCCCGAAUACAGAGACUAUAAGCCCACGAGAGCGAUCUUAUUUACCGCGGAGUCGUUUGGCCUGCAUCCUGGCUUCCACCAGCCAUCUCGAUGCGGCAGACUCUUUACCUCAGUACAAUUCGGAAUUCAAGCGCAUGAAAUUAAUUAUAUUGUAUUAUGCAGGAUUUUCCAACAAUGCGCAUCCUACUCUUCUUCACCUACUAGGUAAUAACGCAUACUAUGGUUCGAAUCCCACCUUUUGUUACCUUGGGCGACGAGGAUCGUAUGUG
Messenger RNA from Trichoderma asperellum CBS 433.97, 1282 nucleotides. RefSeq lists its product as uncharacterized. Lineage: Eukaryota; Fungi; Ascomycota; Sordariomycetes; Hypocreales; Hypocreaceae. The record is from RefSeq and is a predicted model, not a curated record.